AAUGUCUCGAUCGAGCAUAAAGAUUCAACCUGGAGCUGUAAUAUGUGAGGAAAGUGAACUGGUUGGAGACAUCACAAUAGGAAGUCGAACAGUGAUACACCCAAAAGCCCGAAUUAUAGCCGAGGAUGGCCCAAUUAUAAUCGGAGAGAACAACAUCAUUGAGGAACUUGUCCAGAUCAUCAAUAGGAAUCCGGAUGGAAAAACUAACACAACACAGCAAGUGAUGAUAAUUGGUAACAACAAUGUGUUUGAAGUGGAUUCCUAUGUAGAAGCCACAAAAAUUGGAGACCACAAUGUUGUAGAGGCAAAAGCGAGGGUAGGUCGGCAAGUAGAGCUGACCUCGGGCUGUAUUAUUGGGUCAAAGUGUGAGGUUUCCAGUUGUGAAGUCCUGCCUGAAAACACGAUCAUUUACGGCUCAGAGUGUCACCGCAGGGUCGCUGCAGAUAAACCGCCGGCGCAGUCUCUACAGAUUGACUUCCUCGCCAAGAUCUUACCGAAUUACCAUUACCUGAAAAAGAUCAAGGCGGGAACUCCACAGAGAAAAUAGGGGAUUUUUUCCAAUUCAAUACAUCAGUGCAAUAUUUUCUGUUUCCUUGGAGCUUGGGUCUGCCACCUUUUGAUUUUCUGCUGAAGCUUGCUCUUUCUACAAUAGAACAUGUGUCACAUGUGUGUCACACAGACACUGCACUGCAGGAACAUUCACUACACAAGUGUGAAUGCCUUUGUAUGUAAAUUCAGGUGGUACAACCCUUUGAUAGGAAAGAGAACUCUUUACUGAAUUUUUCAAAUCAAGAGAUUAUUUCAGUCAAAUGUACAUGUCUUCUAAAAUUGAAAUAAAAUUAUGAAUGGA
Messenger RNA from Magallana angulata, 850 nucleotides. Its product is annotated as dynactin subunit 6-like. Gene Ontology annotation, biological process: mitotic spindle organization. Lineage: Eukaryota; Metazoa; Mollusca; Bivalvia; Ostreida; Ostreidae. Bases 2 to 547 code for a protein of 181 amino acids. Gene Ontology annotation, molecular function: dynein complex binding. The record is from RefSeq and is a predicted model, not a curated record. The transcript has 8 exons. Gene Ontology annotation, cellular component: dynactin complex.